AUGAGGCCUGGCAGAAAAAACACCUACUCCAACACCUUCCUGGAUCCGAAUCUGGAUUCUCUCAAGGGGUUGGCAAAUCAGAUUACACUAGAUGAGUUGACCAAGUUCAAACAAGAUUAUGGGAGAAUUAUCUACUUCCUCAAGACACCAUUUACCAAGUACGAGCGGGAAGGAGUUCACACUUUACUCCAAUUCUAUAACCCUUCUCUCCGUUGUUUCACAUUUCCUGACUAUCACUUGGUUCCUACCUUGGAAGAAUACUCUCUUUUUCUCGGCAUCUCCAUCAAAGAGCAGAUACCAUACCUUAGUACGAUGAAAGCUCCCACUUCUCUUGAAAUUGCAAAGGCUCUUUAUUUGAGCAAAUCAGUUGUGGAAGCAAACCUCAAAGAGAAAGGAAAUUAUCAAGGGUUCCACUUAGAGUUCUUGGUUCAGACAGCUUAUGACGCCAUUGCGGCUAAGGAAUGGGAUACAUAUAGAGCUAUCUUGGCCUUGAGUAUCUAUGGCAUAGCAAUGUUUCCAAAUGUGGUCAAUUUUGUGGACAUAAACGUGAUCCAUAUCUUCAUUCUGAAGAAUCCAGUUCCUACACUCCUAGGCGACGUUUACCACUCAAUACAUCACAGAAAUGGCCGAAAAGGGAGGUUGGUCCAAUGUUGUGCUCCAUUAUUGUACCGUUGGUUUAGAUCUCAUCUUUCUGAGCGUGGUCCUUUUGUUGACAAUAGGCACACAUCGAGGUGGGCUGAUAGAAUCAUGGGGCUGGAAAUCGAUUUCCCUGGGGGGAAAUUCAAUAAAAUAAGGAGGGAAGUAUGA
Molecule: messenger RNA, 807 nt
Organism: Vicia villosa (hairy vetch)
Lineage: Eukaryota; Viridiplantae; Streptophyta; Magnoliopsida; Fabales; Fabaceae
Exons: 2
Coding region: 1-807 (268 amino acids)
Source: RefSeq, a predicted model, not a curated record